Molecule: messenger RNA, 498 nt
Organism: Lactuca sativa (garden lettuce)
Lineage: Eukaryota; Viridiplantae; Streptophyta; Magnoliopsida; Asterales; Asteraceae
Source: RefSeq, a predicted model, not a curated record
AUGGUGUCAAUCUUGGAUGUGACGAAGGUGCAGAAUAAGACAACAAAUGAGCAUUAUCGGAAGACAUAUGUAUGCAACAAAGAAGGUUUCAAAUGCUUGAAAGUUAAUAAUUCAAGUGGAAAAGUGAUAAAACGUCGUAGAGAAGUAAGAACGGGAUGCAAAGCAAUGAUUCAAAUUUCAAAACAGAAGGAUGAAAAAUGGAUUGUGGACAAGUUUAAUGACAAACACAAUCAUGCCUUGAGCUUGACACCAACAAAGGUAAUGAAGAAUAGAUCGCAUGGGAAGUUCCACCGUACUAUGAAAUGCCGAUCUCUUAUGGUGCAAUUUGGUCAAGCAGAUGAAGCCGAUGUUACUUCAAAGCAAUGUGCUGAUGUCUUAUCCGAGCAACGAAAACAGUAUAUGGGAAAGGAGUUUUAUGGACUUAUAAAGCAUUUCCAAGAUAAAGAAUUAGUGGAUAAUGACCAGUAUUUUGUUGUGGACUUGUGUGAUGAUGUGUAA